AUGGUGGAUGUACUUUACUCGGCGGCCGUGCUUUGCUGCAUUCUGCUGUUUCUCGAGCCAACAACCGCGGCUAGUGGCAGCGCUGCUCUCCUGGAGAUUACCGCAGUUGUGGGAGGCGACGCCUGGCUGCCCUGCAACGUCACGCCGGCGGCCGGCAAAGAGCGUCCCGUGGCGCUCGUGCUGUGGUACAAGGACAACGCUUCGACGCCCGUCUACACGGUGGACGCCCGGUGGGGAAGCCUGCUGCAGGGAGCGCGACACUUUCCCGGAGAGGAGGAGCUGGCCGACAGGCUCACCUUCGACGGAGCCCACCAGCCGGCGUUGCUUCGAGUGUCCCACGUGGAACCCGAAGAUGCCGGCAUGUACCGGUGCCGCGUGGACUACCGUCAGGCUCGCACCGCGGUCACACUGUCCCUGCUGCAUGUCAUAGUGCCUCCACGAGCCGUAAUAGUGUUGGACGAGCACGGCCAGAGGCAGGUGGACGUCCUUGGACCAUACAACGAAGGAGCGACUGUGAUGCUCGUCUGCGAAGUCGAAGGCGGUGAUCCUCCGCCCGAAGCCCUUUGGUUCCGGGACGGUGAACUUGUGGAUACCAGUUUCUCGGUGGCGACCGCAGGUGUGGUUCGCAACGAGCUUCGCCUGGGUCCAUUACGGCGCCGAGACCUUCUCGCCGAAGUUGUGUGCAGCGCAUCCAACACCAACCUCACGGAACCACUGACGAGCAGCCUCAGGCUUGACUUGAAUCUGAAGCCGACCGAGGUGAAAGUGACACUGCCGGCGUUGUCCCUCUCCAAGUCCGGUGACUUUACUCUGGUGGCCGAUGAAGUGGCCGAAGCUCAGUGCCUCGCCGUGGGAGCGCGCCCACUGGCACAGGUCGCGUGGUUCAAAGGUGGCCACAGGCUGCUCCACGAUCGCCUGGUGUCGCAAGAUGCCGGCUCGACGCUGAGCGCCAUCAGUUUCGUUGUGCGCCCUGAGGACCACGGCGCCAUGCUGACCUGCCGCGCAGACAAUCCGAGCCUGCCUGGCAGCGAGAUCAGCGACUCACUCAUGCUCGACGUCCAGU
Molecule: messenger RNA, 1063 nt
Organism: Rhipicephalus sanguineus (brown dog tick)
Lineage: Eukaryota; Metazoa; Arthropoda; Arachnida; Ixodida; Ixodidae
Product: synaptogenesis protein syg-2-like
Source: RefSeq, a predicted model, not a curated record